AUGGGCUUGGACGAGCGUUGUGCUCUCGAAGCACUGAGAGAGAAUAACACCACCAUAGAGCUUUGGCAUAUCUGGAAUGGGACCGAACCGCUCGCUAUCAGUCAUGCUGGCGGCGAGUUCACUGACCUUGCAAGAGAGGUGUUAGGAGACUUCUGGAAAAUUGAGUGUUACGUGGAUAACCGCACUCGUCGUGAUCGCAUCCUCCGCAGGAACCAGGCAUUUACAGAGCAGAUGCCUGUGAUGACCGACACUUACCUUGCCUGGAGUCUUGCAAAAUCCAAGGAGGAGUUCAAGAGUUUUUCUGAGAGAUUGGAAAGGAACUCGGCGCGGGACUGUGGUGAAUGGUCAAUCAGCGUGAUUGACGUCUUCUACGCCACCAUCAGCUCUGCACUGGUGCGUCAAGGUGUAAUGCCAUGCUCGCCUAUAUCACCAACUGUAGGCAUAACCACAGAAGCACUUGACUUAUAUCGUGCUUUUGUGAAAACUGUGUGCGACUUGCAAGGGGUAACUACAUCUAUCCCGUCAAUUUCCAUUGCAUUCGACUUAUUCCUUCAAAUUCAACGCUCCGUGGCAGCCCUCGUAGCUGAAUCGCUUCAAUGCAACUCACCCGACUGGCGCCUUAAGCAUGCGUGUCCUGCAUGUACGCUGCUGUAUGCUAUGGACGGUAACGACUCCUUAAAGCGAGUCCUUCGGAGAUCUCUGGAUCAUGAUGCUGAUGACUGUGUCGCUCCCUCAUCUGAAGUUCCUACGGGCCAACAAUUCACAAGUGAUCGUUACUCACCUCGCGCAUUUGAGGAUACAGCCGCCAAAAAUGCUUGCGCCGGACGAUGGAAAAACAUGGACGACGCCAAGACGAAGAAGGCUUGGGGGAUAUAUGAUGAAACAGGUGCAUUCGUGGCUGUCUGCCGCCACGGGUUUUCUCUACUUAUUGCAGACAUGGUACAAAGCGGUGAGCUCGCGAAGUACCCAUUGGCUGUCGUGUCGAAGUUGAUGGACGUAUUUGGGAAAAAUCUGGGCGGUGGGUAUGAUAUUGGUUGUCAGUUCAAAACGACACUCGACCAGAGCUCCCUUGGACCACUCGCACGCUCACUUCAACACACCUGCCUGGUUGGCGCCUUCCACGGACAUGCCCACAGGCGCUUGUGCCAGUUGUUUUCGCUUACAACGUACAUCAAGGGUCUAGGCCUCGAGGAUCUCGAAACCUGCGAAAGGACAUUCUCAAAAUCAAAUUCUCUGGCAUCUGCGCUGCGCUAUGCAAGCGUGUUCCAUCGGCAACAAGCCAUCGACUCUUAUUUCAAGCACACUGACGACUUCGAGGUCUACGCUCAUCUUUCGAAUUUUUUGCAUGGGAACUACAAGCAAGCACUGGACAUCUUGAAUGAUGGCAAUGCAACUCUACCGAGGCUCAUGCAAGACCUAGGACUCACGGACGAGAGUAUUUUCGAGCGCUGGAUAGAAGAGGAAAAGCCUGAAAAUGAAACCCUCCAGAUGGAGUACUGGCAAAGGCUGGUGUAUUCUCACGAGGAUGUUACAUCGUAUGACGUCCAGAUGCAACAUACUUGCAAGGCCGAAACCGCACAGCGUCAUGCUGUCGAGGACCACGAGAGGAAUUUGAAGCUCAUUCAAGCGCUCGAGUGUAAGCUCAAGAUCGUGACGCGCUGGACUCCUGCAGAUGCAGAUUGGCAGAGGGUGGGGAGGCUCGUUGCUCAGAGGAAGUACCAGCGUGCACUGGAUCGACUCGAAGGUUUGGUCAUAGCACGUAUAUUUGAACUAUCAAAGAUGAACCGGGCAGGUACAGGCUACAAACUACGUAAACACAUCGCCAAAGCAUUACAGACACGCUCUGUCGCCAUCAAAACUGCCCUCAACACAUACAAUACCAUCGCAGAAGCAAUGCACCCUCCCCGCCAAACGCUGAAGUGGGAAGAGGUCGUGGAGUAUGUGUUUCUCGCCGACUUUGACCUCCUACGUGACACACGUGCGGACGUCUCUCAACAGCCUUGGUCAUCGGCUGCUGCUCGCAGUGCGAUGGACUUGUACUUCAAGAUGUGUCGGGCGCGGGAGGAAAUUCAGCGCUUGAAUGUGGAGGUACGGCGUCUAGUAACUUACAUCCGAGAUGAAGACAAGUAUUUGUGGACAUGCAAGGAUCAGUUGAAGGUGACCAGUCCAGCCAUUGCCCAUCAAAUUGCCAUACAUCGAAACGCUCGAGGACGAUUCAAUUCGCGCCACCUGAGGUGGCUCCAUGAGAUAUCGAAGCUUCCUGGUUUCAGCAGGACAAUAGUCCUAGGUGUAAGUACUAAUACAAGUCUCGGGGAAAGCUGCAGCACACCGAACGCACAGGUCCCAUCACGACUGCUUGCCGAACACAUACCUUUUAAUAGACCAUCUACAGUAGACCCAGAUACCCCGGAUGACCUUGAUGAUGAGGAGCAGGCAGAGGAGGUGGAAGAGGAAGCAUCGAAGAGCCUGCAAGACGUCCUCCGCGUCGCCGAUGAUUUCUCGCGACUGGACCUUCUUGACCAUGAGGUUUAUGAGGAGUAG
This is a messenger RNA of Suillus subalutaceus, 2541 nucleotides long. RefSeq lists its product as uncharacterized. Bases 1 to 2541 code for a protein of 846 amino acids. The record is from RefSeq and is a predicted model, not a curated record. The transcript has 13 exons. NCBI's taxonomy places the organism in Eukaryota, Fungi, Basidiomycota, Agaricomycetes, Boletales, Suillaceae.